Messenger RNA from Labrus mixtus (cuckoo wrasse), 6211 nucleotides. It is a transcript of the gene kif26aa, whose product is annotated as kinesin family member 26Aa. Bases 645 to 5627 code for a protein of 1660 amino acids. Gene Ontology annotation, biological process: microtubule-based movement. Gene Ontology annotation, molecular function: ATP binding; microtubule binding; microtubule motor activity. The record is from RefSeq and is a predicted model, not a curated record. Lineage: Eukaryota; Metazoa; Chordata; Actinopteri; Labriformes; Labridae. The transcript has 12 exons.
UUUUUUUUGGUCAUUUGUUGAGAAUGAAGCUGCAAAGAGGAAUCAGAUGGACCCUCGAUCUUUGUGAAGUGAAGUUUAACGACAAACCCAGAAAAACAUGGACGACUUCCAAAUGGAGUUCAGGGUUCACUACGGCACUAUGCAGAUGACGAGCUGAUUUAUUUGUGAGUUCACUUUAGUGAUUGGUACAGGACACACUGAUACACCUGGAGGUUUGAUGUUUCAGGUAGAAAAGUCAUUUGGGACUUUAGAGAGGAUGCUUUCUGACACCAGGACCAAUCAGGAUCAACCAAGAGACAGAACAAGUUCUUAAGACUUGGAAAGAAACAUCUGAACUCUCACAGACUUUGGUAACUCUGAAGUCUUUGGAUUCUUGUUGCAUGAACAUGAGGCGGUGUUAGUUUGGAUCGUACCUCUCUGAAAACUCUUCUGUGUUCUGGAUAACUCUUCAGUCCUGAAGUCCUCUUUCAUUGUGCUCUGCUUGACUUUGGGGAUUUACUCGAUCUCAUCUUUGGAUAAGACUUGUUGCGUAUCGCUCCCUUCCAGUCCAGUUGGAUGAAAUCUGGUUCUUUUACGAUGCUGAAUGAGGACGAGAGAAGGUUUGGAUCUGGUUCCUCUUCAAGGAGAAAGACUUUGAGCAGAUAAUGGAUUGGAAGGAACUGGCGGCUCAGAAGCUCAGUCUGUCCCGCAGGAAGAAGUCCCAUCCUGGCCCCGCCUCCCCGCCCGCCGAGGCCCCGGGGCUCCUGCUGUACUCCGGAGGCUUCAGCGGGGCGCUGCAGCUCUCACCGCCCGCCGUCCCACCAUGCCUCCUCCGGGCCGGGUCAAAGGUCAAGGACACGCCGGGGAUGGGGAAGGUCCGGGUCAUGGUCCGGAUCUGUUCGGUCCACAGCAGCGAGUCCUCAGAGUCCAUGUCCCUCCUGAAGGUGGACGGCAGAAAGAAGCAGCUGACUCUCUGCGAGACGUGGUCAGGGGGUAGCUCCGCCUCCUCUCAGAGACGAUCCUCCUCCUCCGCUCCAAAGACCUUCAUGUUCGACGCUGUCUUCACACAGGACGCUUCACAGGCUGAGGUGUGUUCGGGGGCGGUGGCUGAGGUCAUCCAGUCGGUCGUUAAUGGAGCAGACGGCUGCAUCUUCUGCUUCGGACAUGCUAACCUGGGAAAGACAUACACUGUGAUUGGCGAGGACUGCUCUACGCAGAGUCUGGGCGUGGCGCCCACGGCGAUCUCGUGGCUCUUUAAGGUGAUCGAGGAGCGGAGGGAGAAGUCCGGAGCGCGUUUCUCCGUCAGAGUGUCGGCGGUGGAGAUCUCAGGCCGGGAGGAGACGCUCACCGACCUCCUGUCCUCAGCGGGGGGCCACCAGGAUCCCGCCGUGUCACUGAGAGAAGACCCCCUCUGUGGAUCCCAGCUUCAGAACCAGACGGAGCUGCGGGCGACCUGCGCCGAGCGAGCGGCGUUUUUCCUGGACGCCGCACUUGCAGCGAGAAGGAGCAGCCGGGCGCCAAGUGACCAGGAAGCCAGGAGGAACUCGCACUUCCUGUUCACCCUGCACGUCAACCAGGAGAGGCUGGACAAGAGCAGCAAGGCAGCGGUGUCCGGGCGGAGUCGUCUCCACCUCCUGGAUUUGGGGAGCUGUGAGACGGAUAUCAGCAGGACGAGAGAGGGAGGCGGGGGUCAGUGUCUGUCCCUGUCUGCACUGGGAAACGUCAUCCUGGCCCUCGCCAACGGGGCCAAACAUGUUCCCUACAGGGACAGCAAGCUCACCAUGCUGCUGAGUGAAUCCCUGGGCAACAUCAACUGUCGAACCACCAUGAUCGCCCACAUCUCCGACUCCCCAGCCAACUACAUGGAGACGCUGACCACAGUGCAGCUGGCCUCCCGUAUCCACCGCAUGAGGAAGAAGAAGUCAAAGUAUGCCUCCAGUUCAUCUGGAGGGGAAAGUUCCUGUGAGGAAGGCCCGUCCCAUAGACCUCCUCAUCUUCGACCCUUCCACCCUCGGACCAUUGCCCUGGAUCCAGACACACCUCUUCUUCUCUCCAGCGAUCCUGACUAUUCCUCAAGCAGCGAACACUCCUGCGACACCGUCAUCUACGUCGGACCUGGAGGGGCAGCCAUCUCAGACAGAGAACUGAGCGACAAUGAAGGACCGCCUUCUUUCGUUCCAAUCAUCCCCUCUCUGAACAAAUUGCGAGUCAAGGAUGCACCCAGGUCUGAUGGCAACCACUUGAAGUGUAACACCUUUGCAGAGUUGCAGGAGAGACUCGACUGCAUUGAUGGCAGUGAGGGCCCUGCAACAUUUGGUACAGAGGGCAAAACAACACUUGUAGUCGGGUUUGGGACUCAAACUGGAGCUGGAGCAGUUUCACCACCAACAUCUGACAAGAACUCCUUCAGGUUCUUGGAAAGCACACCAACCCAAACAAAUAAACCUGAUCAAGACCAACACACAUUUGUUUCAGUCAGAGGAAUAGUAGAAACUUCCAAGCGGACAAGUGCAGAUGGGGAGAAACUUUCAGCAAGCCACCUUCAGCCAUGUGCGGUAAAGCCCAGUGGAAGUUUGUCUAAGGACUCAGAGCCUGUAGUUCGAGAGAAGGUCUACCUAAAAGGAGGUUUACCCAAACCAGCUGCUUCAACACCCUUAUCUCAGACCGACCCAGCAGCAUCUCAGUGUGGAGAUGUUGUUGGUAGGACUCCACCUGUGGGAAUGAGUCAACAAGCACUGAGGCAAGGCCAGCCCGCUGGGUCUGCUUACACCGAGAGGAUCCCUCUAACAACCAGAGGCCACAUGGAGUUCAACAACCUCCGGGCAGCUCUGUUAGGAAGAUGUCUUGACAGGGAUAUCCUGAGGACGACUGUUACUCUUCAGCAGCCUGUGGAGUUGAAUGGGGAAGAUGAGCUUGUGUUCACUGUGGUUGAGGAGCUUCCUCUUGGCCUUGUCCCAGACAAUGGCCGACCAUCCAACCUCCUCAGCGUCAACACAGACUGCUCCUGGCAGGCCGCAGCAUAUGGCUCGCGCCCUGUAAGCAUUAUCAGCAGUAUUAACGAUGAGUAUGAUGCAUUCACAUCUCAGCAAGGAGCUGUUGGACCUGGGCCUCAUGUUGGAACCAACUGCCAGGAAACAUGGUUUUCCCAGCAAGGUAACAGUCAGCCAACUAUCGGCUCAUGGGCAAGUGAAGUGCAUGCUCUUUCAGAAAGUGAAGGCAUACAUUCAAAAGACAGGCUGAACUUGAGGGACAAAAACAUGACAACAGAGACUGCUUCUAUUUUAACCUCACCAAGUACAUUUCAUAAACAGCCCUUUCUGCAACAAGGCAUCAAGAGUUCCCUGCAUGACAGUGGCAUCUGUUUCUCAGAGCUGGAUAGUGACCCUGCUACUCCAAACAAACCUUCUUUCUCCAAAUGCCAUGCCUCCCUUGACCCAAACAAGUUCUCUCUUAAAGACCCUCUUAAAGCGAGACGAAAUACUCUGAACACUUCAACAUCAGCCUCGAUUCCCCCUCGCACCACCCAUUCCAGUCUUCCCAGGAAAACCAAGCCUACCUCAUCUGCAACUGUGGGCUGCAGCAGACAGGAAGGCAGACAUGAUAACUUUUCGCUUCAGGGAAGCAGAUAUUUUGAAUCCAGAGAGGUUGAGUUUCUCUCUGCAGGUAAGCCAAGAAGUGGCACAAGUAGUGCUUCCCUUAAGAGGCCAGGACUGAACAGUAACAGCGUUCCUCGGCCACCAAAGGCACAAAUGUCUCAGUCAACCCAAAGGAUUGUGGAUGGUUGUGAAAGGGCCAGCAGCAGGAAAUCAGAUACCCUCAUCAAACUGCCACGUCUUACCCGAGGUGCAACAACUCUUGGUACUGUUUCUACUCCCCAGAGUUCUGAGUCGACGUUGGGUCCUGAAAGCCCUUCAGUGUCAGGUACCCUCAGAUUUUCAUCACUGGGAAAAAAGUCAAAUGGGCAAAAAAGCAGCAUGACCUCUAAGGCUGGAUCUGGAAACAUCUCUCCUCCUGCUCAACCUGUCAGACAGUCAAGCCAAGAACAAAAGACACAGACUGUGUUAUCUCCAAGUGCCUUAAAAACAAGCAGUGACUUAGGUAAAUCCAUAUUCCCUAAGACGUCAACCUCAGAGGAAGAAUUUACCCUCAGACUCCGGGCUGAAUCAUUCAGCCACAGGACUUCUGGUUUAAAAACUGAACAUGGCUUUGCCAGGACAUCUUCAAGCCUGAGGACCCGAGGUGCCAAAGCAGAGUCCUCCAGGUACUACGGGAGUCUGAUGUCUCUGGAGAGAUGUGACAGUCAAACGUUAACAGGGUCUAAGCCUGAACUCUUCAGGGAGAACAGCGGUGCUACUCAAGGAGGCAGCAACAAGUCCAACAGAUCAGUGCUAAGACUUGGAGUUCCAGCCUCUGACUCUACAUCUGUCCUAGGUGUUACAGGUUUCACUGGACCCACAAGCAAACUUGGGCAGAUCAAAGGGAAUAGCAGCUCACGUCCAGCAGCAGUUUCUGGGGGAGCAAAGGUUCGAACUUUGUCUGCAAGCAGUUCCAAGAGCCUGAGCUCUGAAGCUGGCCGCCCCACCAGCCUACCCCCUACUGGGAAGUCCCCAGCUCGUUCAGGUAUAGGAGCCAAGAUGGGAAGAGGCACCAUCAUGGGAACGAAGCAUGCCAUCAGCAGGGCCGCAAACAGCCGGGUCAGCGAGCUGGUCACUGGGAGCCAAAGGAAGCAGCUCGGUCGGGGUUCUGGACUGACAGAAAACGAUGGCACUGACAGUGGAACCAGUAGUGUUAGCGGCUCGCCAAACAGCACGUUGCUUCCCUCACCUUACAGCAAGAUCACUGCACCUCGGAGGCCGCAGCGCUACAGCAGUGGGCAUGGCAGCGACAACAGCAGCGUCCUCAGCGGGGAGCUACCCCCCGCCAUGGGCCGUACCGCCCUGUUUGACCACAGCGGGGGGAGCAGCGGCUAUGAGAGUAUGAUCCGAGAUAGUGAGACCACCGGCAGCACCUCUUCAGCGCACGACUCGAUGAGUGAGGGUGGAGUGUCCUCGUCCAAUAGAAGCAGAGUUUCUAAAUCGCCCAAGAAGAGAGGAAACGGUUUCCAGAGGCGCCGUCUGAUCCCCGCCCCCCUCCCUGACACCUCGUCUCUUGGCAGGAAGGUGGGGGGUCAGUGGGUGGAGCUGCCGUCGCUGGGCGGGGCCCUGAAGGAGCCCUUUGAGAUCAAGGUGUACGAGAUCGACGACGUGGACCGCCUGCAGAGGAGGAAGGAGGUGACAACGGGGUCAGAGGUUUUGUUCUUGUCUCUUCAGGGUCUUCUUUACUUUAACGCUCGGCUCAGGAUGUUGGAGAAGCGUCAGCAGCAGAUCAGAGCUCUGAGGAGUAAACAGGAGAGUCUGCAGGAGGAGCUGGAGGAGGCCAAGAGGCGUCUGAUGCUCCACCCCGACAGGUGGAGCGGAGAGUUCGACAUAGACCAGGACCUGGAUCCGGAGUCCCAGGAGUACCUGGAGGCUCUGGCUCAGGUCACGGCAGAGCUCGAGGACUGCGUCAACCUCUGCAAGUCCCGGGUCAUGAUGGAGACCUGCUUCGACAUCGCUGUGACACCAGCCAACACCGCCACGCAGGGAGGACAGCAGGAGGUGGAGGUGUGACAGGAAAGACAACCUCCCCUCUGUACAUCUGCCCCGGUGGACACAUGUGGUACUGCAACAGAAAUAUCUCUCAUCACCUUUUAUUCAUAAAGAGACGGACAGAGACGCUGCAGCACGAGCAUCAGAGUUCCAACCCAAAUCUGAAUAAGGAAUCAAGGUGGUGAUCCACAUCCAGAUCCAGAUCUGUGAUUCUGGAGUGAAAGCUGAGUGGAACAGGGUGCUUUUUUCAUCCAGCUGCUUCAACAGAGGAAGAGGCGUCUUUAAAGGUCACUAUUUCAAAUGGUUUUACUGUGAACGCAGAACAUGAAGGACCGGGUCAUGUUUAGAAACCAGACUGUUCAGGACUCAGAGACCAGCUGCUGCUCCUGGAUCAGAUCAGAGAAGAAGAAGAAGACGAAGAGGAGGAAAGUUCUGGAAGUGCCUUUAUAUUUAUUCUCUGAGUUCAAACACCUAUUCAUGUUUUUAUAUUUAUUCUCGUGUCUGAUCCGUUCUGAUGGUCGGUGUGUGAGGAGGAGCAAACACUUCUUUAGAUUCAAACCUCAGUCUGAGAUUCAUUUGUUGUACACUGGACCAUUGUAGGCCCG